GUCUAACAUUUCUUUAUAUAAUAUACAGUAUAGGAGAGAACUUGCUCUUUUACGAGUCUCUUGGUUGUAAAUUCAGGCUCGGCUGAUGAACGGCUCAGAUUCCUGUUCUGGUCGAGUGGAGCUCCAGUACCUCAGUGAGUGGGGUACAGUGUGUGAUGUAAGCUGGGAUAUGAGAGCUGCCAGUGUCCUCUGUGCUCAGCUGAAGUGUGGGAGUGCUGUGGCUGUGUUGGGGUCAGACUGGUUUGGGGAGGGGAGUGGCCGGAUCUGGGCGGAUGUGUUUGAUUGUCAGGGGAACGAAACACACCUGUUAAAAUGUCCCAUUUCAUCAUGUCGAACUGCAUGCUCUCAUAAACAGGAUGUUGGACUCAUCUGCAGUGGUUCUUCUCUGGCGUCUCAUGAGGGAGGAGUGCGGUUGUCUGGAGGGAUGGAGUGUGAGGGGGAGGUGGAGGUGUUCUUCAGGCAGGACUGGAGGAGAGUUCUGCUGGACUCCUGGAGUGAGUCUGAGGCCUCAGUGGUCUGCAGACAGCUGGGCUGUGGUUCUGUACUCAACACCUCCAGCUCCUCUUCAUCCAGUCCUGAACACAGCUACAUGUGUGUGACGGGUUUCAACUGCUCUGGGAGUGAAGCUCAUCUGAGGAACUGCAGCAGCUCACAAGCAGUUAACUGCAGCUCCACAGAACAGAUCUACAUCACCUGCUCUGGCUACAGCUUCAUCAGGCUGGUUGGUUCUGGGGGAGACUGUGCUGGAAGGCUGGAGGUUUUCCACAGUGGAUCAUGGGGGACAGUGAGUGAUGAAUUGUGGGAUAUUGAGGAUGCGCAGGUGGUCUGCAGGCAGCUGCAGUGUGGAGUUGCCCUCAGUGCUCCAGUACCAGCCCGGUUUGGAUCUGGAACUGGACCCAUAUGGCUGAAUGAGGUGGAGUGUGAGGGGAACGAGGCGUCUCUGUGGAACUGCAGAUAUCAGCUGUGUGGAGAGGAUGAAUGUGGACACAAGGAUGAUGUAGGAGUCGUCUGCUCAGAGUAUAAAGAGAUCAGACUGACUGAGGGCUGUGAGGGGAAUCUGGAGGUGUUCUAUAAUGGAACCUGGGGGAAUGUGUGUAACAAUGGGAUGGAUGUAGAAACAAUGGGUCUCAUCUGUCGGGAGCUGAACUGUGGAAGAUUUAAGACUGAGAGAGCUACCAAAGCACGAGUGGAAUCAGCUCCUAACUGGCUGGAUGAUGUAAAAUGUAGGAAACAUGACUCUACUCUGUUUCACUGUCCAUCUUCAUCCUGGAGUCAGAACAAUUGUGAUAGAAGCAGUGAGGUGACUCACAUUACCUGCUUCGGAGAGAAGAAACAGCUUGCAUUUGAAAACCUUCAAAAAUUCUUCUUAUUUCCAAACCAGGGUCAGUGCUCAAAUUACAUGCCUAUUAGGUUGAGAGGAGGAGAGGAAAUCUGUUCUGGGAGGUUGGAGGUGUAUCAUAAUGCUGAGUGGGGGUCUGUAUGUGCUGAUCUGUGGGACAUCAGGGAUGCUCAGGUGGUCUGCAGGCAGCUGGGUUGUGGGCCGGCGCUGAGUGCUAAUAGAAGAGCUGCUGAUGGUUCUGGUGGAGGAACUAUCUGGAUGAACAGAGUGAAGUGUAGAGGGAAUGAGAUUCACCUGUGGGACUGUCCUCAUUCCCUGAAGAUCCACACUGGCUGCUCCCACAGUGCUGGAGUCACUUGUGCAGACAUAUUUGUCACAUUACCUUUUUCAUCUGAAACAACUACAACUUACACCACAGUACCAGCACAGCUAACAGAGAAAAAGACAGUCCCUCCUUCAAAAAUUCCAUCAUCUAAUUUUCCAUACAUCUAUCCAGUGUCUCUCCUGGUUCUGGGAUCUGUGCUCUUCCUGGCCUUAGUGCUUCUGGUUGUGCUGUUUUAUCAGAACAGAGUGCUCAGGAGAGUGAUUUCUAAGGUGAGGAGGAAGACUCUGCUUGAGGCAGUCUAUGAAGAGAUUAACCAUAAAUGUGUCACUAACAGAUAUACUAAAAGAGGAAGUUUUAUCUCUGAAGAUCAGCAUUCAGGAUAUGAGGACGUAGAUGAGGAGCUUCUCUCAGAAAACUAUGGCGAGGUCUAUGAUGAUAUCAUACCUGCUGAAGAGAGCCCACACAUUACAACAGGUUUGGAUAUUUUAAUACGUACGAUUUAUUGUGGACACAUGGUAAACAUGCAAAUUAUAUUUGCUUUUCACCUUAAUCAAAAAUAUAUCUAUAUAUGUCUGUGCAGCAUACAUUAUUAUGGUUUUCUAUUCUUUUGGUAUUAAAUACUGUUAAUGGAACUAAUCAUCUUCAUUGCUGUAUUUAAAUAAAUUAUAUUUCUCUGAUUAAACGACAUUAAAUGCAAUGACAAACUGAGACUUCCAGC
Messenger RNA from Astyanax mexicanus (Mexican tetra), 2382 nucleotides. RefSeq names its product antigen WC1.1-like. Gene Ontology annotation, cellular component: membrane. The record is from RefSeq and is a predicted model, not a curated record. Bases 86 to 2281 code for a protein of 731 amino acids. NCBI's taxonomy places the organism in Eukaryota, Metazoa, Chordata, Actinopteri, Characiformes, Acestrorhamphidae. The transcript is spliced from 11 exons.